CAUCACCCACCCUUUUCUUGCUUUUCUUCGUAAUCUCUCCUUUCAAAAUCAUGAACCGUAUAAAACAAGCAUUGCAUUCAAAGCAAGAAGCAAAUGGCUCGAGGAAGCGCUUUUCGUUGUUUGGAAAGGACACUAGCGAAAAUCGUCCUUCUUUCUCAGAGAAGACCCACCAUAAAGCCAAAAGCCCUGCUCUCGCCAUUAACACAGCGGAUGUAAAAUCCACUGACCAACCUCGAUCUGCAAACAUUCCUCGGUCGAGAUUCGUAGAAUCUGAUUUUGCAUCCCCCAAAACUCAGAAAAGGUACUCCAUGUUUCAGUCCGCCAAGGAUAUUUCCCCCAUACAGCAACAUGCAGCUUCUACGCUGAUAACAGAAGCAAAUAAUACGCUUACCACACCGGCCAUUGCAUCUAACCCCUCAGUAGAACGAAGGUCAAGUUUGCGACGGGGUCGCUCGCUAGUUUUGCCACCACGCCGUAAGAGCACCCGAGUUGCCAUGGCAAUAUCAUCGGCAAAUGAAAAACAUUACUCGUUGCCUGAGGAACCUGAAUCAUCUGAGCCUCGAGAUGCACCUCCGCCGCAACCAGAUGAUGGGUCUACAACACCUCAGGCUGACGAAUUUUUACAGCUUGGAUUAGCAUGUCAUGAGAACGGAAAGUUGGAAAAAGCAACGCAUUACUGGCGAAUGGCUGCAGAACGAGACCAUCCGCUGGGUCUGUUUUUCUAUGGUAUUGCUUUGAGACAUGGCUGGGGAUGUAAACCAAAUCCGACUAUGGCUGUCCGUUACCUUCAGCGAGCUGCAGAGUGUGCGGUAUACGACCUUCAAACUGGUAUUGCACAGUCUACGUUAGUAGCCAAGCAGGAGUUGGUAUUGGCGAUAUACGAACUGGGCGUUUGCUUUCAACACGGCUGGGGGGUGCCAAAAAAUAUUGCAACUGCAGCCUACUAUUUCGAAAUAGCAAGCAAUCUUGGUGACCCCGAUGCACAAAACGACCUUGGUUUUUGUUAUUCUCACGGACAAGGGGUAAAAAAGGAUAAUUUCAAAGCCGCAAAGUACUACAGGAUGGCAGAUCGACAAGGUAACGGUAUUGUGGGCAACUCGUGGAUAUGGAAGUCCAAAUACGAUAUCGUAGAUCAACCUAACUGGGACAAGAAUGGUUCCUCUGAGAAAGCAAAUACCAUGGCAGCCGUCAAGUCAAUAACGUCUGCCAAGCACGAAUCUUAUGAAGAAAAGAAACGCCGUUAAGCAAAUACCCUCUCCUCGGCCUAUUUGGCUGUCUCUCCUCCCUACUUGUAACAACAUCUGCAUCUACUUAUAUUAUACCGCUUCAACUACUCCCAUCAUUGUACAUGUUUUUUUAUCUCAUGUUGUAUGUAUUUUUUUUUUCGCAAGUCACCACAUCAUAUAUAAAAUUUGAACCGAUUUUUAUUUUAUACCCGUUU
Molecule: messenger RNA, 1441 nt
Organism: Umbelopsis ramanniana AG
Lineage: Eukaryota; Fungi; Mucoromycota; Umbelopsidomycetes; Umbelopsidales; Umbelopsidaceae
Exons: 3
Coding region: 51-1244 (397 amino acids)
Molecular function (GO): protein binding
Source: RefSeq, a predicted model, not a curated record